This is a messenger RNA of Passer montanus (Eurasian tree sparrow), 3525 nucleotides long. RefSeq names its product ubiquitin like modifier activating enzyme 6 (gene UBA6). Gene Ontology annotation, molecular function: SUMO activating enzyme activity. NCBI's taxonomy places the organism in Eukaryota, Metazoa, Chordata, Aves, Passeriformes, Passeridae. The record is from RefSeq and is a predicted model, not a curated record. Gene Ontology annotation, biological process: protein sumoylation. The coding region runs from base 376 to 3441 and encodes 1021 amino acids. The transcript has 33 exons. Gene Ontology annotation, cellular component: SUMO activating enzyme complex; cytoplasm.
UGGCCGGGGCGGGCGGCGGUGCCCAGCGCCGCGGGAGCGCCCCGGCAGCGGCGAGCGGGGGCUGCCGCCGCCAGGCUCUGCUGCCGUCGGGGUGCUUCUGAGGCAGCCCCUGAGCUCUGUUGGGGCUCCCCGCUGCAGAUCCGAGGUGCCGGUGUUCCCGCAUUAGCCCGGCUGGGCAGGAACUGGGUUUGAGCCUCCUCUCCCUCUCUCCCGCCGGCUGAACAGGGAGCCUGCACCGACUGGGAGCAGCCGCUGGAAGCUCCGGGUAGGUGGGAUGAGUCCAGGCCUCCGAGCCAUCCCGGCGUGCUGAACCGCGAGUGGUUAACGCUGCUUCAGCCUGCGGUGACCCGGAGUGUAAACAAAUCACAUUGAAUCAUGGCAGCAGACUCUAUGGAAAUUGAUGAUGCUUUGUAUAGUCGCCAGAGGUAUGUUCUUGGAGACACAGCAAUGCAGAAGAUGGCUCAGUCCCACGUGUUCCUGAGUGGUAUAGGUGGCCUUGGGGUGGAGAUUGCCAAAAACAUCAUUCUGGCUGGGGUAAAGGCUCUUACAGUUCAUGACACCAAGCACUGCACAAAAUGGGAUUUGGGGAUCAACUUCUUCAUCCAUGAAGAUGAUGUUACCAGUCAGAGGAACAGGGCUGAGGCCACACUUCCUCGUAUUGCAGAACUCAAUCCAUAUGUCCAUGUAGCAGCAUCCACUGUGCCACUAGAUGAAACCACAGAUCUGUCUUUCCUAAAGCACUACCAGUGUGUCAUAUUGACUGAAGUAAGUCUGUUGCUGCAGAAGAAGAUUAAUGACUUCUGUCAUGCUCAGCAGCCACCUAUUAAGUUCAUCAGUGCAGAUGUGUAUGGAGUAUGUUCACGUCUGUUUUGUGACUUUGGUGAUGAAUUUGAAGUGCUGGAUACAACAGGAGAGGAGCCAAAGGAGAUCUUCAUUUCAAAUAUAACACAAUCAAAUCCGGGUAUUGUCACUUGCCUUGAAAAUCAUCCACACAGGCUUGAAACAGGACAGUUCUUAACCUUUCGGGAAGUUAAUGGAAUGUCGUGCUUGAAUGGUUCCACACACCAAAUAACAGUGGUGUCACCUUACUCCUUCAGCAUUGGUGAUACAUCAGAGAUGGAGCCUUACCUGCAUGGAGGCAUAGCUGUGCAAGUGAAGACGCCCAAGAUGUGUUACUUUGAACGGCUGGAGAAGCAGAUAACAAAUCCAUUAUGCCUUGUUGCGGAUUUUAGCAAGCCUGAGGCACCUUUGCAGAUCCAUGUUGCCAUGCUUGCCUUGAACCAGUUCCAGGAGAACUUUGGUCGUGGACCAAACAUUGGAUGCCUUCAAGAUGCUGAGGAAAUGCUGAAAAUAGCCAUUUCUAUAAGUGAAACACUGGAAAACAAACCUCAGGUGAAUGGAGAUGUGGUGAAAUGGCUGUCUAGAACUGCUCAGGGAUUUCUACCUCCUUUGGCUGCAGCAGUGGGUGGUGUUGCUAGCCAGGAAGUCCUGAAAGCAGUAACAGGAAAAUUUUCUCCAUUGCAGCAGUGGCUAUAUAUAGAUGUUUUAGACAUUGUAACACCUCUAGAGAAGGUGGGCUCUGAGGAGUUUCUCCCACGGGGAGAUAGAUACGAUGCCUUGAGGGCUUGUAUUGGAGACUCUCUGUGCCAGAAGCUCCAUGAUUUGAAUGUUUUCUUGGUUGGCUGUGGAGCCAUAGGCUGUGAAAUGUUAAAAAACUUCGCACUUCUUGGUGUUGGUACUGGGCAAGAGAAAGGAUUGGUUACAAUUACAGAUCCAGAUUUGAUAGAGAAAUCCAACCUGAACAGGCAGUUUCUUUUUCGACCUCAUCACAUACAGAAACCUAAGAGCUACACUGCAGCAGAAGCAACUCUGAACAUCAAUCCUUACAUAAAAAUUGAUUCAGAUAUUAAUAAAGUUUGUCCAGCCACUGAGAACACUUACAGUGAUGAAUUCUACACCAAGCAAGAUGUGAUUGUGACUGCUUUGGACAAUGUUGAGGCCAGGAGAUACAUUGAUAGUCGUUGUGUAGCAAACCUGCGUCCUCUUAUAGACUCUGGAACUAUGGGAACAAAAGGACACACAGAAGUUAUUGUGCCCCAUCUGACAGAGUCCUACAAUAGUCAUCGGGAUCCACCAGAGGAAGAAAUACCUUUUUGCACCUUGAAGUCUUUCCCAGCUGCUAUUGAGCAUACAAUACAGUGGGCAAGAGAUAAGUUUGAAAGUUCAUUUUCUCACAAGCCUUCAUUGUUUAACAAGUUCUGGCAAACCUAUCCAUCAGCAGAAGAAGUUUUACAGAGAAUAAAAACAGGAGAGAGCUUGGAAGGCUGUUUUCAUGUUAUUAAAACUCUCAGUAGAAGACCCCGAAGUUGGACUCAGUGUGUAGAACUAGCAAGAGUAAAAUUUGAAAAGUAUUUUAGCCAUAAGGCUCUUCAGCUCCUUCAUUCAUUUCCCCUUGAUACACGAUUAAAAGAUGGAAGUUUGUUUUGGCAAUCACCAAAGAGGCCUCCUUUCCCAGUGAAGUUUGAAUUUAAUGAUCCUUUGCACUAUGGUUUCAUCGUGAGUACAGCAAAGCUCUUUGCAACAGUGUACUGUGUUCCUUUCACAGAAAAGGACUUGUCAGAGGAGACCAUUUUGGGGAUUAUUUCAUCUGUGAAGGUACCAGAGUUUAGACCUUCAAACAAAGUUGUACAGACUGAUGAAACUGCAAGAAAACCAGAUCAUAUUCCUGUCAGCAGUGAGGAUGAAAGAAAUGCUAUUUUCCAGCUGGAGAAGUCUAUACUAUCCAAUGAAGCACUGGAAACUGACUUGCAAAUGAAGCCCAUCUCCUUUGAGAAAGAUGAUGAUAGUAAUGGGCACAUAGAUUUUGUAACAGCAGCAUCAAACCUGCGAGCCAAGAUGUACAACAUCGAACCAGCUGAUCGGUUCAAAACAAAGCGCAUUGCUGGAAAGAUUAUUCCUGCCAUUGCAACAGCUACUGCUGCAGUAUCAGGGCUGGUUGCACUGGAACUCAUCAAAGUUGUGGGUGGCUACCCAGCUGAUGCAUACAAGAACUGCUUUCUGAACCUAGCUCUUCCCAUAAUGGUCUUUACAGAAACUGCUGCAGUAAGAAGAACGGAAAUCAGAAAUGGGAUAUCAUUUACCAUCUGGGACAGGUGGACAAUUUAUGGGAAAGAGGAUUUUACUCUGUUGGACUUCAUAAAUGCUGUCAGAGAGAAAUAUGGAAUUGAACCAACUAUGGUUGUACAAGGAGUCAAAAUGCUCUAUGUUCCUGUGAUGCCAGGCCAUAUUAAAAGAUUAAAGUUGACGAUGCAAAAGCUUGUGAAACCAUCCGCUGAUAAGAAGUAUGUGGACUUGACAGUAUCAUUUGCUCCAGAGACUGAUGGAGAGGAAGACUUGCCUGGGCCACCAGUGAGAUACUACUUUGUUCAGGAAGACAAUUGAUGGUAGAGACACAAAAGUCACUCAUGGACCAUUUGUUCUGAAAGGAGUGUGCUAAUUUUCAGCUAUUAAAGAUGGUACUAUAUA